This is a messenger RNA of Bombina bombina (fire-bellied toad), 729 nucleotides long. It is a transcript of the gene GSX1, whose product is annotated as GS homeobox 1. Bases 1 to 729 code for a protein of 242 amino acids. Gene Ontology annotation, cellular component: nucleus. The transcript is spliced from 2 exons. Gene Ontology annotation, biological process: regulation of DNA-templated transcription. Gene Ontology annotation, molecular function: DNA-binding transcription factor activity, RNA polymerase II-specific; sequence-specific double-stranded DNA binding. The record is from RefSeq and is a predicted model, not a curated record. Lineage: Eukaryota; Metazoa; Chordata; Amphibia; Anura; Bombinatoridae.
AUGCCUCGCUCCUUUCUGGUGGAUUCCCUCAUCCUAAGGGAAACUAAUGACAAGAAGGAUGAAAACAGCCCACCUCUCUUCCCAUAUGCGGUCCAUCCUUCCCAUCCUCUGCAUGGUCUGCCACCAGGCUCCUGCCACUCUCGUAAAACAGGGCUCUUGUGUGUCUGCCCUAUGUGUGUGACCGCAUCCCAGCUCCAUGCACCUCCUCCAGGCAUCCCGGUUCUCAAGGCAGCCUUCUCUUCUUUUGGCUCUCAGUAUUGCCCCACCGCCUUAGGAAGGCACCAUUCAGCUUCAUCUGGCCUCAAUAUCAGCCACGGACCAGCCAUCUACCAAGCCACGUACCCCCUGCCUGACCCACGCCAGUUCCACUGCAUCUCAGUUGAUAGCCAUUCCAAUCAGCUUCCUAGUAGCAAAAGGAUGCGCACAGCCUUCACCAGCACUCAACUUCUGGAACUGGAAAGAGAAUUUGCCUCUAACAUGUACCUGUCAAGACUCAGGCGCAUAGAGAUUGCCACUUACCUGAACCUAUCCGAGAAACAGGUGAAAAUCUGGUUUCAGAACAGAAGAGUCAAACACAAGAAAGAAGGAAAAAACAGCUCUCACAGAGGCAGCCCACACAACUGCAAAUGUUCUUCUUUAUCCACAAAGUGUUUGGAAGAAGAUGAUGACCUGCCCAUGUCCCCGUCUUCAUCAGGGAAAGAUGACAGGGACCUUUCCCCAAGUCCAUAA